Messenger RNA from Mytilinidion resinicola, 380 nucleotides. RefSeq lists its product as uncharacterized. Lineage: Eukaryota; Fungi; Ascomycota; Dothideomycetes; Mytilinidiales; Mytilinidiaceae. The coding region runs from base 94 to 321 and encodes 75 amino acids. The record is from RefSeq and is a predicted model, not a curated record. The transcript is spliced from 2 exons.
CGCCCCAUCCGCAGGGACAGCGGGAACUCACCUUCCGUUCUAUCUUGCUGACCACCUUCCCCUUCCUCUUGCGUCUACUGCGUCUCCCGGGUCAUGAGCCUCAAUCCUUCUCAGACUGCCUCUCUUGCAAGGCAAACUCGUGUCAGGAUGCUACUAUUCCGGGCAUCCUGUCCAGGUUUCCUGUCCGGCAGCCUAAGCGAAGAAACUCCCUUGCUCUUGUUUAUAUUGCUCUGCAUGCUCAGCCCGCCUGGGCUGCAGCUGUGCCAUCUCGCUACCUGGUUACCAAGUCAUCUUUGCUCCUUUCUGGCAGCUCGAUCAUGAUGGAAACGUAGGUCGAAUAUUAUUAGAAUUUCAUAUUUACAAAUACUUCGAUCUACCGA